Messenger RNA from Hippocampus comes (tiger tail seahorse), 2752 nucleotides. It is a transcript of the gene mthfsd, whose product is annotated as methenyltetrahydrofolate synthetase domain containing. Bases 160 to 1581 code for a protein of 473 amino acids. The transcript is spliced from 8 exons. The record is from RefSeq and is a predicted model, not a curated record. Gene Ontology annotation, molecular function: RNA binding. Gene Ontology annotation, cellular component: cytoplasm. NCBI's taxonomy places the organism in Eukaryota, Metazoa, Chordata, Actinopteri, Syngnathiformes, Syngnathidae.
UUCAACUGCUGUUAAAUUUUACCCUCCCCAGUUGCCGUACCGAGCAUAAACAUUGUCACGCAGCUGUUGCUGUCGUUUUACGUUACUUAUAGAUCUCACGUUUAGGCUUCCUUCGAAAGGUAAAGUCGUGUUGGUCAAUUAUUGACAGCAUAUAGCAUCAUGGAGCCGCUCAUAAAAAUCAAUCCAGGAGCAACAAAAUGGGACAUUCGUCAAAAGAUUUGGGACUACAUCGAAGACAAGAAUCUGGCUAAUUUCCCAAGGCCAGUUCACAACAGAAUCCCGAAUUUUAAGGGGGCUUUGACUGCCUGCCCUAAAGUGUCUGAGCUGGAAGCAUUUUCCCAGACAGCUGAGGUCAAGGUGGAUCCCGAUAAACCUCUUGAGGGGGCUCGACUAGCAGUGCUACAGGCCCACAAAACUUUAUUGGUCCCAACUCCUCGUCUUCGUUCUGGCCUUUUUAACAAGAUCGUUCCCCCACCGGGGGCCAACAAAGAACAGCUGCGUAUAUGCUCUUCCUCUCAGGGCGUGAAAGAGUUCAGCGUGCCAAUCGAUCUGGAUGCCAAAGUCAAGGUUGACCUCGUGGUUGUUGGCUCUGUGGCCGUGUCAGAGAAAGGUUUCCGUAUCGGAAAAGGAGAGGGCUUUGCUGACUUGGAGUAUGCAAUGAUGGCCUCAAUGGGAGCUGUGGACGAAUCCACUGUAGUGGUCACAGUUGUCCACGACUGUCAAGUGGUGGAUAUUCCAGAAGAGCUCAUGGAAAGACACGACUUGACAGUGGACUACAUACUCACACCAAGCAGAGUCAUUAAGACCGACUGCCCCUCUCCGAAGCCACAAGGAAUCAUUUGGACUAAGCUGGACACAGAAAAGCUGCAGAAGAUCCCCAUCCUGAAGAAGCUCCUGGCUCUGGAGGAACAGGCGGGGAAGGACGUCACACUGGGAGCGGGGCCUCCCCUAGCUGAGCCUCUUUCGCAAACCGGUCCCCCCAAAAAGCAAAGCAGGCGCAGGCCGAGGCAGAAAGCAGCCCGUCAGGAUGUCCAAGAAGAGUCCAAGGAGGACCAACGUGUCGAGCCACAAGCAAACGCCGGACAGCGUCCUGCUCGCGUAAGGAAAGAAAGUAGAGGAAGUGAGGGAGAGGGUGUCGAAAAGAGGAGAAAGAAGGGACGAAGUGGAAGGAAUCUGAAGGAGAAGAGUCCAGAAGAGACUGGAGGUGAAGUUCUGACCCACAGUAAGAUCCCUCCCGGUGUGACCACAGUGUAUCUGGGUGGGAUCCCCACGGGGCUGCGCGUUAGCGAGCUGAAGACAUCCCUGCGGGAGAGAGAGGCAGCGCCGUUGCGGCUCACCUGGCAGGGAGCUCAGCACCGCGCCUUCUUGGACUACAGCAACCCAGAGGCUGCCGAGAAGGCUUUGGAGGCUCUGCAGGGGCUCAGCCUGAAUGGUCACAGUGUGCAGGCCGAGCUGGCCAAGAGCCAACGGCGCAGCAAGAGGCCCGGCCAGUCCAAUCGGAAAGCGAGACCAGCAGCGGCUCCGGCGUCUGACAAAGAAGAGGUGGAUUCCAAAAAUGAAGCCCAUGAGCAAACUGAGUAGUCAGAAGAGUAAUUGCACUAACCUUGGAAUGCCUUAUAACGCUUUUGGUUUGACUUUAUCGUUCAGGGUUGAUUACAGUUGAGUCACAAUUUUAUAUUAAGCAAUAUCUAAAUAAAAUAUGCAACAAAAGCACAUCUAAACGUGAAGAUUCUCUCUCUCUCUCUCUCUCUCUCUCUCUCUCUCUCUCUCUCUCUCUCUCUCUCUCUCUCUCUCUCUCUCUCUGUUUUUUCCUUUUUUGAAGCGAAAUGAUUCAAAUGCACAGAAAAAGCUAGUGGCUGUCUUGGCCGCCUCACAAUUUCUACCUACACAAUUGCCGAACAGUUGCAAACAGCACCACCAGGUGGCCAAACUACGAAUUCAGCGCUUCUCUUCACUGUUUUUCUCUUGACUGACAUUGGCACGAUUGGCCAGCCUCAAAUCAGCCUUUACAAAGAUAAACAUGCUCAAUUUGGAUUGAGAACAGAAUUAAUUUUCAUCAUUAAUUUAAUAUUGAAAAUAUUCACAACCUUUUUGGUUCUAAUUUACUCUUCACAAAACCACUCUGUCAUAUAUGCUCUGUACAUCACUGCAAAAAUACAACCCUUUUUAUUUAUUUUGAUCAGAUUUAGCAGCAUGCCUACUAGUGUGUCAUUAUUAAAAUUGUCACAUUUAUUGAAUGGAUAAAUGCAGUACUGUUUACAGUAUGUGCAAGGUACAAAUCCAAUUCAAAUGAAAUGAGAUUGCAAGGAAGACUGAGAAAGUUGAGAGUUGAGUUUGUAUACCCCACAUUAACGCACCAAAAUGGAUAAGUUGACCACAGCGCAUCCUGCCGUGAGUGAUUUAUUUAAACAUAAUUGACUAUUACCCAGAGUUCAUAAUUCAUCCAAUAAAUUGAACCACAAAUAGUUGGUUAACACUGACUUUUUCUGUCAUGUCUAUCAGAAUGCUAGCCUUCACUUGGAUGAAUUAGAUCACCUUUUCCCAAUGGAAUGUAACGCUAGGAUUUUGUGGAGACCAGAUAUCCUUUGUUCCUUUUUCUUUCUUUUUUUAAUAUCUGUCAUAUUUUGACAAGUACAGGUAGUCCUUAUAUAAAAGGCCUUGGCAGCCAAAACUUACUGAGUUUUCUUGAUGUGAAAGCUUUACUUGGUUACAAUGCAACGCCUUCAAAUAAACGAAUGUUACAUUGAAAAGU